Messenger RNA from Brassica oleracea var. oleracea, 2004 nucleotides. RefSeq lists its product as uncharacterized. Gene Ontology annotation, cellular component: nucleus. The record is from RefSeq and is a predicted model, not a curated record. Bases 1205 to 1939 code for a protein of 244 amino acids. The transcript has 9 exons. Gene Ontology annotation, biological process: DNA recombination; DNA repair; DNA replication. Gene Ontology annotation, molecular function: DNA binding. NCBI's taxonomy places the organism in Eukaryota, Viridiplantae, Streptophyta, Magnoliopsida, Brassicales, Brassicaceae.
UUCUUCUUAGCUCUCUCGAGCUUCUUCUCUUCGAAAUUGAUUUUGGGCUUCUUUUUUUUUUUAUUAGAGCUUCUUCGAAAGCUCUCUCAAUCAUUCUCUCUUCUGUUACGGUGAACACGCCGAUCUCCCCUUUUGACUUCCAGAUCUUCCCCUACUCUCCUCUCCGAUUCCGUUUUAACUCAUGAUUUCACCACUAACUCCCCUAAUCAAACCUUAAUUCAUCUCAUUCAAUGGAUUCUUUUCAACUUCCUCACCAUUUUUCUAAGUAUAAAUCUCUUCUCUUUGCUUUUAUGUCGAUCAAAAUUGAAAAGCUUUUCUCAGACAAGCAACACGAUGGAACCCAAAGGAAGCUCUUCGAUCUCCAGCGACCGCAAGACCAACAAGAUGACCCUCGCCUCCUCCGCGCAUGCAAGGCCAAACCGGAAGUCCACCGCAUCCUCCGCCAUGGUGAUGAAACCUAACGGGAAGUCUGCUGUUUCAUCUGCCAUUCUGAUGAAACCAAACGCUUCUACCGCUCCCUCCUCCGCGCAUGGCGAUCAAGUGAUGUUCUUCAGAGAUGUUUCACUCAGCCCAACUGAAGCCGAUUUGAGGUUUCGACUGAUUCAUUUAUGGGAGGCUCGAAAUCCAAGCACGAAAACCCUCAUUGGACAGGAGAUGAUCCUUAUCGACGAAGAGGGAACUGUUAUUCAGGGUUUUGUACCUGCUGGGCGGGUUGGGACGUAUGAACUGGAACCAGGUUCUGUCUAUAAUCUGAGGAAUUUUUUUGGCUCCAAGAACAAGGCUCAGUAUCGGGUUACGGAUCAUAGCGCCACCGUUACAUUCGCUUGGAAUUCUAACUUAUCGAUUCUUGAUAACCCUCCGGUUCUAAUUCACGAAGAUAGAUUCAGAUUCCAUAGCUACGACGAGUUUCAGGCCAACUGUGACCCCAAAGUUGAUCUUUAUGUUGGUGAAUGGGCAGACUAUCACUGAGCAUAUGGUCCUCGACGAAGUCGACAUAGCAGAGAGGCGACAUCUAUGUGUUCAUGUUCAGACACAUGAUGGACCGGUGAUGAAGCUUUAUCUAUGGGACAAGGCUGCAUCUGACUUCUGCGAGAAAUUCAAAUCUUAUGGAAGCACUCCACGCGUUCUGUUGGUCACCACAGUAAACCCUAAACAUCUUGGAGGAACCCUUGCUCUCACUUCGAUGGUAUCAUCUUGAGUGUUUAUGGAUAACGAUGUCCAGCCUAGCAGGGAUUAUCUUGGAUGGCUGAGCUCCAACUCAGAUCUUGCUAAUAAGAUUAAUGCAGAGGUUGUUAAUAAGCCUGAGACAGCGACUCUAGAGGAACUUUUCGCCUACAUCAAACAAGAGACUGCUAAGGUUGCUUGGUUUGAAUGCACAGCGACUAUAGAUGAUGUUCUUCCGGGUUUUGCUUGGUAUUAUAUCUCAUGCGGUGGGUGUAAUAGUAAGGCAGUCAAAGGGCCUAACUCUCUGAUUUGUAACAACAAGAAAUGUGGGAAAAGUGAUGUUACGGGCGUUGCUCAAUACCUCACGAGGAUUUCUGUUUACGAUAAGAGUGAGCAGGCAGUUUUUGUCAUUCUUGGUGAUGCUGGCAAGGAGCUGACUGGGAAGCAUGCAUCAGAAUUAGUUGCCAGUUACUUUGAGGCUAAUGAGGGUGUAGUAGCUGAUCAUUGCGUGCCGGUACCGCAAGCUUUACUUGAUACAAUAGGGCACACUUAUAGAUUCAUUCUGAAAGUCUCAGAUCAUAAUUUAUCAAGGAAUACUCAAACCAUAACUGUCACAAAGAUACUCCCACCAGCAGCUCCACAGCCUAUAGCGGCCUUGGAAGAACACGCUGUUCCAUCGACGUCUGAUGAUAUCCUGAAGACUGGAGGUGACAGAGUUAGGCAAGCAUCUGAGAGUCUUGAAUCAGCUGAAGCCAAGCGCUGCAAGAAUGGCUGAUAUAGCUUCGACAAUCCUCUUACGCAGUGAUUGAUUUUGCUACAGUUUGAGUUUUGUUUUUAUGU